UGCUCGCUCCCGGCCGCGGAGAGGGACUCUGAGGAGCGGUAGGACCCAGUGCGGCUGCUCUGGCCUUGGGUCCUAUGGGGACUGGGAGUUGCUUUUAAUGGGCUUUGGGGGUCUCUGGUCCCAUCGGGUGGUGUCACGAAGUGAGGCUCCUGGCGGCCCCGUCUCGGAAACACCUAUAAAGGAGAAAAUGAAAAAGAGAAAAAGUCAGUGGUGUUAAUGGAGCCUGUGUCCAAGUGGAGAAAUGUCCAUGGCCACAAUCCUCUGGGUCUGAUGUACCGUGAUGCUUGUCGAUGGGGCCUCACACUGCAGACAUACGUGCAGCUCACCAUGCUGGGCCAACACACUAGUCCUCAGAUGUCACCUGUACGACUGAUGGAGAGGUCGAUUCAUAGUGCAAGAUACGUUUUUGUAGAAAACCUGUAUAGAAGUGGGAAGAUGCCUGAAGUGGACUAUGUGAUUCUGUCUGAAUGGUUUGACUGGAUUGUGAAGAACAUCAGCAUCUCUGUUGACCUAAUAGUUUAUCUCCGGACCACUCCUGAGACCUGUCACCAGAGAUUAAAGAUGAGAUGCAGAGAAGAAGAGAAGGUCAUUCCACUGGAGUACCUGGAAGCCAUUCACCACCUCUAUGAGGAGUGGCUGGUCUCAGGAAGCCUCUUCCCUGUGGCAGCCCCUGUUCUGGUGAUUGAGGCUGACCACAGCAUGGAGAAGAUGUUACAAGUAUUUGAACAAAACCGGGCCCAGAUAUUAGCACCAGAGAAUUGGAAGCAUGGCCCUUAGGAUGGGCGAGGUCUGUGGGAUCACGCCAGAAACAUGCCCGUAGCUGCCGAGUCAGCUGUUAGGAACAAUUUAGAAAAAUCUGCUGUUACAAGGUCUUUUAUCUGGCCAGAUCUAGUUUCCUGAUGGUCCUUUCUCCGUAGCCAGUGUCUCUGUCAUGGGUCUGUGGCCCUUGUGGGUAGAUGACAAAUGGGACCAGUGUGUUUGUCGCCCUUUAUUGUGUGUAGCCUGGCAGUCUCC
Fukomys damarensis (Damara mole-rat) is the source of this 1014-nucleotide messenger RNA. It is a transcript of the gene Tk2, whose product is annotated as thymidine kinase 2. The record is from RefSeq and is a predicted model, not a curated record. Gene Ontology annotation, biological process: nucleobase-containing compound metabolic process. The transcript has 9 exons. Gene Ontology annotation, cellular component: mitochondrion; cytoplasm. Gene Ontology annotation, molecular function: deoxynucleoside kinase activity; ATP binding. The coding region runs from base 217 to 777 and encodes 186 amino acids. NCBI's taxonomy places the organism in Eukaryota, Metazoa, Chordata, Mammalia, Rodentia, Bathyergidae.